CCCUCUCAUCAACAUCCUCACUUUUUUCGUAGCUGUAAAAACCAAAUUCUAGGGUUUAUAGAAACUCUCUUCUCCCCCAAAUUCCACAGCAAAAUCUCCAGAGGUUAAAGAGACGGCGCCACCUCGCUGUCCGCCUUGACAAAGCACUUCUUCAUCGCUUAGUCUUGGCCCUCGAUUUUGUUUUUCUUUUUCAAAAAACCCCAAAACAAUUUACGACAUAAACCCUAAUUUCUCGAAAAAAGCUUCAAUUUUUAAUCAACAACAAUGGCGGUGAAACCAACUAAGGCAGAGAAGAAGAUCGCCUACGAUCAGAAACUAUGUAAUCUUCUCGAUGAGUUCAGUCAAGUUCUCAUUGCUUCAGCAGACAACGUGGGUUCGAAUCAGCUUCAAGGUAUUCGAAGUGGUUUAAGGGGUGAUUCUGUUGUUCUUAUGGGAAAGAAUACUAUGAUGAAGAGAUCAAUUCGUCUUCAUGCUGAGAAAACUGGGAAUGAUAAUUUGCGUAAACUUGAGCAACUUUUGGUGGGUAAUGUUGGGUUGAUCUUUACUAAGGGUGACUUGAAGGAAGUUAGAGAGGAGAUUUCCAAGUACAAGGUUGGAGCUCCUGCUCGUGUUGGUUUGGUUGCUCCAAUUGAUGUUGUUGUCCCACCUGGCAACACUGGUCUUGACCCAUCCCAGACAUCUUUCUUCCAGGUGCUUAACAUCCCUACCAAGAUUAACAAGGGUACAGUCGAAAUUAUCACUGCUGUCGAGCUUAUCAAGAAGGGUGAUAAGGUGGGUUCCUCUGAGGCAGCUCUUCUUGCAAAGCUUGGAAUCAGGCCCUUCUCAUACGGUCUUGCCAUCGAGUCUGUUUAUGACAAUGGGUCUGUAUUCAGCCCUGAAGUGCUUGACCUUACUGAGGAGGACCUUCUUGCAAAGUUUGCAUCUGGUGUCUCGAUGGUCACAUCUCUAUGUCUUGCUAUCUCCUACCCGACUUUGGCUGCUGCUCCCCACAUGUUCAUUAAUGGGUACAAGAAUGUCCUUGCUAUUGCUCUUGAAACCGACUAUGACUUCCCUGAGGCUGAGAAAGUUAAAGAGUACCUCAAGGAUCCUAGCAAGUUUGCUGUUGCUGCUCCUGCAGCUGGUGCUGCUGCUGCUUCUGGUGGUGGUGCUGCCGCUGCCAAGGAGGAAGAAAAGAAGGAAGAGCCUGCUGAGGAAUCAGAUGAUGACAUGGGUUUCAGCCUGUUUGAUUAAGUCUUGUAACUUUUGAGUAUCAAAUGUUCCAUUAGGAGUUGAUGUCCCAAAAGUCUUUUAUGUUUUAAGUUUUAGACCAACUUUGAAUCUUCAAGUUUUGUUUCUCAGAAUGGCGGAUAAUCUCAUUUUUUGAUAGUUUUAUGAAGACUAGCUUGUUUUUCUUCA
Messenger RNA from Beta vulgaris subsp. vulgaris (sugar beet), 1395 nucleotides. Its product is annotated as 60S acidic ribosomal protein P0. The record is from RefSeq and is a predicted model, not a curated record. The transcript has 5 exons. Gene Ontology annotation, biological process: ribosomal large subunit assembly; cytoplasmic translation; ribosome biogenesis. Gene Ontology annotation, cellular component: cytosolic large ribosomal subunit. Gene Ontology annotation, molecular function: large ribosomal subunit rRNA binding; structural constituent of ribosome. Lineage: Eukaryota; Viridiplantae; Streptophyta; Magnoliopsida; Caryophyllales; Amaranthaceae. Bases 265 to 1230 code for a protein of 321 amino acids.